AUGGCUGCAUCAUUCCCACAGCAUCCAAAACGUGUGGAGACACCCGAACCAUCGCUAGAGCUAUCAGCGUUACUAACAAGAUGGCGAACGAGCGGAAUCAAAGUUCUUCACGUCCCCAAAGAUGCCGUCGUUGACAUUGUUUUCGUCCAUGGCCUAGAAGGGGAUCGUGAAACAACCUGGACUGCCGAGAACGCUCCGGGACCAUGGCCUCAGGUUCUUCUGCCUGCCAAAAUUCCGGGCGCGCGCAUCCUCACGUUCGGCUAUGAUCCACGCGUCGCCAACUGGCCAUACGUGGCAUCGCUGGUCCAGGUUGCGAAGAACUCAGGGAAUCUUGUCAGCAAGCUUGCAGAAUUUCGCCGGAAAGACAAUACACAUCAACGACCCAUCAUCUUUGUCUGCCACGACUUCGGGGGCCUGAUCCUUGAGGAUGGCUUGUUCACAUCGAGUUGCAGCUCAGAAGAGAGUGGACGCAAUAUCGUUUAUUCAACUCGUGGUAUCAUAUUCCUUGGAACACCACACCGGGGGGCUGGCUGGACCAAGCUAUUAUUGGCCGAGCACACGAGGAAGUGUCCGAAUGACAGAGAUUUGAAUAUGCUCAGACAGGGCCCGAAAAUACUCGCACGGAUACAAGACAGAUUUUUUUCACUCCGUUCGCGCCUGCUCGUGAAGGCAUUAACACCAAUCCAGAUCAGCUGCUUCUUCGAGACACUGUCCUUGCCGCAGGUUGGCUUGGUUGUGCCGCAAGAGUCAGCGACUGUUCCUCGGUGCAAUUCGAUUGCAAUGCGCAAAAACCACAUGAAUAUGACGAAAUUCGCGGCACCGGAUGAUCCGGAUUUCGAGUUUCUCUGUACGGAACUCGGUUUGUUGGUUGCGGAGAUUCACGCCGAGAAUUUUCGGCGGGCGAGGGAUCACGAAAACCUCGGCCCGUACCUGCUUGUACCAUUCCUAAGAAUCUCAGACUUUGUCGGGCGUUCCACUAUUCUACGUCAACUAAAGUAUCGGCUCAGGCACGGCCAGCCUCUGACGAGCAGUAGCUCGCAACCACGUGUCUCACUCUUAGGCCCGGCUGGCAUUGGGUAUAAGACCCAGAUCGCACUUGCAUAUUCGUAUUGGCUUUACAAGACCUACCCGGGGAUGUCAGUCUUCUGGGUUCAUGCAAGAAAUGCAACACAAUUCCUGCAGUCCUUUACUUCCAUCGCACAAAGAUGCCACAUCCUCACCCGCAAUGCCUAUGCGAUGGAUGCUGGAUGGCUAGUGAAGGAUUGGCUAGAGAGAGAGAGCGCCGGUCGGUGGCUUAUGGUCAUUGAUGGCGCCGACGAGGCUCGGCUAUUCUCUCCCUCGGCCGCAGGGUCUUUCAGCUUCGACCCCUCGGAUCAGAAUUUACACCCCUAUAUCCCCGUAUGUGCCCAUGGAUCCGUUCUCAUCACAACCAGGGACAGGAAACUUGGGAGCAGGCUUGCGGAGGAUGUAAUCGUAGUUCCUAGACUGAGCCUAGCUGAGUCCAACGAACUACUUCGCACCAAACUUGGCGGCCUCGAACUUGCGUCUAAAAAUUUGUCGCGCUUGUCGAAUCGGUUGGAAUGCCUCCCCCUCCCGCUUGCCCAGGCAGCCGCAUACAUGCGGGAAAAUCAUGUGGGGGUCAGCAAAUAUCUUGACCUCCUCGAAGAGGAUGAGACUGAAUCCGUGGGUAGGGCAGCGCUUGGAGAAGAUCCGUUGACUUCAAGUCCGGCCUUAGCCAGAUUGGUGGCUUCGUUCGAGAGGUUGAGACUGAACGAUUUCGAAGAUAAUCUCCUUUCAAUCAUGAGCUGUUUCAAUCCGCAGGCGAUUCCAAUGCAGUUCUUACUUCACUAUAGUCAGCUAUAUGGUCUUCCCUAUAGUCAGCUAUAUGGUCAACAGGAUGAGCUCGAACUCAUCAGUGAGCUGCCACUCAAAAAAGCCUUGGAAACCCUCAGAGAUUUCUGUCUCAUCUCUCUCAAAGAGGAUAAAGAUGUAUCCCUACUCCCCUUCGUGCUGAGGGCAAGGCAGAAGUGGUUAUCCUGUCAGGAUAUGACACGGCACUAUGCGGAGCAGGCGCUCCUAAUUCUGUCUGACUUAUUUCCUUAUGGGAACUUCGAAAACCGAGCAACUUGCAGUGAAUACCUCCCCCAUGUGUAUUCCGUAUUGCACCUCGAGGGUACCGGCUCGGAGGAAGAAAGCAUCGCAAAAGCAACUCUCCUUCACCGCGUUGCCGGGUUUCUUUGCGACGAGGGCCGAUGGAGGGAGGCUGAACCCCACCAGCAAGAUGCUGUCAACUUAAGAACAUCAUUACUAGGGGAACAACAUCCUUUAACGCUUGCAAGCAUGACCAAUCUGGCAUCAAUAUUCGGGAAUCAAGGCCAAUGGAACAAAGCUGAAUCAAUAGAGGUGCAUCUAACACAGACGAGGAGGAGAUUACUGGGAGAAGACCAUCCCGAUACACUGGCCAGUAUAGCCAACUUGGCGUUGACAUAUAAGAGUCACGGUAGAUGGCAUGAAGCGGAGGAGCUAGAGCGACAGGUGAUGAAAUCAAGGACAAGGGUGUUAGGAGAGGAGCAUCCAGAUACGCUCGCCAGUAUGCGUAACCUAGCAUCCACAUUAUCUAAUCAAGGGAAAUGGAAGGAAGCAGAGGAGUUUCAAGUGGCAGAGAUUGCGAUAAUAAGGCGGGUUCUUGGAGCCGAACAUCCUCGGAACUAUCCCAGCAUGGCCAACCUGGCGUCGAUAUAUUUGCACCAAGGCCGGUUACAAAUGGCUGAAGAUUUAUCAGAACAAGUCACGAAUGCUCUUGCAGGGUCCCUUGGAGAAGAUCACCCGUCAACGUUAACUAAUACUGCAAACUUGGCGUCAAUAUACAGGAACCAAGGCCGAUUGCGGGAAGCUGAGUCACUUUUAAAGAAAGUGGCAAAGACUUCUCAUAGGGUCCUCGGAGAAGGAAGCCCUGAGACGUUAACUAUAAUGUCCAACUUAUCAUCGACGUAUAUAGAUCAAGGGCGAUGGAAAGAGGCAGAAGAACUAGCGCUGCAGGUAUUAGAUCAUAGAAAGCGUGCGCUUGGCCCGAAACAUCCCUUAACUCUAACCAGCAUGGCCAACCUGGCGUUGAUAUUCAAGGGCCAAGGCCGAUUACAGGAGGCAGAAGACCUGGAGAUGCAGGUGGCAGAAAUAUCUAGGACGGUUUUAGGCAAGGACCAUCCGGACACAUUAAUCAGCAUGGCUAAUCUAGUAUCAAUAUAUCUAGACCGGGGCCGAGUAAACGAAGCUGAAAAAUUGCAAACAGAGGUAAUGGAGACGAGAAAGAAAGUACUCGGACCUGCCCAUGCCUCAACGUUAACCAGUAUAGCCAAUUUAGCUUCUAUAUACAGCAAGCAGGGCCGGUUUUCUGAGGCUGAAGCUCUCGAGGUAGAGGCAAUGGAGACGAGGAAGCAGCAACUUGGUCCUGAACAUCCCCUCAUGCUAAGCAGUAUGGCCAACCUGUCGCUGACAUACUACUACCAAGGACGGUGGAAGGAAGCAGAAGCGCUAGGCAAAGAGGUUUUAGAGAAAAAACAGAUGGUGCUUGGUCCUGAACAUCCCUCAACUCUAACUACUAUGAACAACCUAGCAUCGAUAUUCAGCAUUCAAGGCCAGCUAGGGAAGGCGGAAAAACUAGAGGCUGAGGUCUUGGAGAUGAGAAAGAGGGUGUUGGGAGAGGAGCACCCCGAUACGAUGGCCAGUAUGAACCAGCUCGCAAUAACCCUCAAUGACCAAGGCCGAUAUGAAGAGGCGAAAGCAUUGAUGAUGACGGUGAUUCAGCUUCUAAAGCGGCUGCAUGGCCCCAGCCAUCCUUAUACGACUGCUUCCCAAUCCACCUUGGACGAGUGGGAAGCGAACCAUCAGCAGGAGCCAGUAUCAUCGUCAUCGAGGACGGACCUCAGCGCGACUGGCCCCAAACUAAACGUGUACACAAUCGCCAGCCUCAAUGAGCUGUGCGUCCACUCUCACAACUCUACCACGGACCCCGUGCUGGCCGAGCGUUGGAGCGAUUCUACCAGCCCGCCCUCGCCUUCCAAAAGAACUCACCCUCCCCAGCGAGGUACCGACUCGGUACAGCGUGGUGGACUACAGGGUCCUCUGGCCAGGCUGUGGUAUCAACACCUUCAGGUCCACUCACUUCUCAUCGGGUAG
This is a messenger RNA of Metarhizium robertsii ARSEF 23, 4176 nucleotides long. Its product is annotated as Tetratricopeptide-like helical. Gene Ontology annotation, molecular function: protein binding. Gene Ontology annotation, cellular component: kinesin complex. Lineage: Eukaryota; Fungi; Ascomycota; Sordariomycetes; Hypocreales; Clavicipitaceae. The coding region runs from base 1 to 4176 and encodes 1391 amino acids. The record is from RefSeq and is a predicted model, not a curated record. The transcript has 8 exons.